AUGGCGACUCUCCAAGAUUUGAAAAGCGCCCUUCGGUCGAAGACAGGCGUAAAGACAACGCCUUCAAAGCAGACAUUAUCAGAUAUGCAGUAUGACAACGGCUUCAGAAUUUUGGUGCAGGGUUCGACAGGUUAUCAAGAUUUCAUCAUCCCACAGCUGACUCAGGUCCUGGCAUCACUAUUCGACUCGAGGCCCCAGAUCUCUGCUCUCGAAAUUGGACCUGGGCCCAAGAGUGUGCUCGGCGGUCUCCCCGAUUAUCAGAGAAGAAAGAUCCGGCGAUAUGAAGCUUUUGAGCCCAAUCGAUUGUUUGCAGCAAGCCUAGAAGGAUGGCUUUCGGUCAAUACCGCAAUGGGGUUACGAUUCCCUUGCCUGGAAAGGCCACCAACAAUUCAUCGUUUGCCGUUCGAUCCACAGCAAAACAUGAAGAGCUGCAGCAGUAGUGACGUGAUUGACGAAGACAGGGGAUACGACGUGAUCCUCUUUUGCCACAGCAUGUACGGUAUCCAAUCGAAACGAAAAGCCAUAGAGCAGGCGCUGGAAAUGCUUGGAGAGAGGAGAGGCGGAAUGGUGUUAGUUUUCCAUCGUGACGAAAACUUAUACCUUGAUGGCCUAGUGUGCCACCAAUCUGCUGCUUUCCCGACUGGAGUUGUCAGGGUGGCAGAUGAAGAUCAUGUUCUGGACGACUUCACUGCCUUCAUCGCAGGUUUCGUAAUGCACGAUGAAGAGGUGCAAAAGACUGUUCAAAUUCAGUGGCGGAAGGUGUGUCGAGAUUUGGGUUGUUGUGAGGACGCGUAUCCAGGUUAUCUCUCAUUCCGUUCGCCGGAUGUUAUGGUGGCCUUCAAUCAGCAUGCGACAAAAGUAUCAGAGCUCACGGCGCAGUUGCCAGUGGUCAUGACAGAUAGGCAGAUCAAGAAUCGGGAGGCUCGUCUGCGUCGACCAGCGGCAAUUUGCAGACCAACGGAAAUCUACCACGUUCAGUUGUGUGUCCGGUGGGCCCUCAAGCAUGCGGUCGGCUUGGUUAUCAUCGGCGGUGGACACAGCGGCCACUGUUUUUGGAACAACGUCAUCUCAGUCGACAUGGGUGCCUUCAACCAAGUAUAUAUUCAUGGUACAAAAGAAAAGGAUUUAUCUGCCACUUCUGGUUCCAGCGCCUUCGUCGUUGUCGAAGCUGGCUGUACAUCUGGAGACGUCAUCAGGAAAACUAUGACGGCCGGCGUAACAGUACCCUUAGGAUCGCGCCCAAGUGUAGGUGCAGGAUUGUGGCUGCAGGGUGGCAUUGGACAUCUGGCUCGACUGCAUGGCUUGGCCUGCGACGCUAUUGUGGGUGCUGUUAUGGUCAGUGUUGACUCUGGCCGGGUCCUUUGCGUGGGCUAUGUUCCAAGUGAACAUCAACCGGCUAUGUCUGUUCGAGCAGAGAAUGAAACCGAAAUUUUAUGGGGGUUAAAGGGCGCAGGGACAAAUCUCGGCAUUAUCGUUAGUGUAACAUUCAGAGCUUAUACGGCCCCAGUAUAUAUCGUUCGGAACUGGGUUGUGCCACUCAGCGGUGGUCUUGAAGCGCAGCUCAAGCUCGGCAGGUUUGACGAACUCGUUGCCAGGAAGCUCAGCCGGAACUGUUCUGCAGAUGCCUAUCUGUACUGGGAAGAUAGUCAACUACAUCUCGGCUUCACCAUGAUUGAGUCUACGACGGCAUCCGCCGUGUCGAAAUGUUCGUUCUCCACGACUGUCAGUUCUCAUCUCGGAGCAGAAGAAGAUGAAGUCAAGGUGGUUGACAGCGUCGGUCUGUUUGAGACAGAGAUGUACGUUUCGAAGAUGCAUGGUGGGCAUGGCAGGGGCAAGACGUCUUCGUUCAAGCGAUGCCUGUUCGUGAAGGACAUAGGCAAUCCCAAGGUAGCUGAGCGCUUGGUGGUAGCCAUGGAAGCUCGCCCAUCGCCACUGUGCUACCUUCAUCUACUGCAAGGAGGAGAGGCGAUCAGCGACAUUGCGGCUGAAGCUACUGCUUUCGGCUGUCGAGACUGGCACUUUGCCUGCGUUAUAACUGGUGUUUGGCCUCGCGAUCAGGAUGGCACUGAAGUCGCACGGGCUGCCGUAGGAUGGGUUUACAAUGUUGCAGAGGACUUGCUGCCAUUGUCUAGUGGGACCUACUGCGCCGACCUCGGACCCGACCCGAGAGAUGUCGCACUUGCUAGCAGAGCCUUUGGCGUCAACCAGCAACAGCUCGUUCAAGUCAAAAAUCGGUUGGAUCCGCGAAAUGUAUUGGCUUACGCUUGUCCGCUCCCGAAACCGCCACUAGGUCCGAAGCUCAUCCUUCUUGUGACUGGUGAAAGCUGUGCCGGCAAAGACUAUUGUGCCGAUGUGUGGGUUUCCAUGUUCGCAGAACGUGGCCUCACGACUCGUGUCGUAAGCAUCAGUGAAGCGAUCAAGCGGGAAUACGCGGUGGCUACUGGUGCCGACCCUGAUCGACUGCUUUCUGAUCGCGCCUACAAGGAGCAGCACCGCCCAGCACUGACAGCAUACUUCAUGGAAAAAGUAAAGCACCAACCUCGGCUGCCAGAGGAGCAAUUCAUGAGAGUGAUACAUGGUUCUGCCGAUGUGGGCGUAUUGGUGAUCACUGGUAUGCGAGACAAAGCACCUGUCGCUGCCUUGUCGCAUCUUGUGCCGAACAGCAAGCUUCUCGAUGUUUACGUACAAGCCAGUGAACAAAUGCGAUGGUCACGUAAAGAGUGUGGCCAUGAGAGCAUUGGUCGUGCGCGCAACAAGACGAUCAAACCAGUCGAGCUACAUCGGGAGGCGUUGAGCUACCGACCCAGUGCUGUGUUCGACAACGAAAUGCACGGAAAUGAAGCUGCGAAAAAAUUCUUCGAAAUUAACCUGCUGCCCUUGGUUCACGAAGACUUACUGCGACUUGCUGACAUGGUGCGUCCAACACCCGAUUUCCCACACGAAAACGUCGUGUUCCGCCAUGUGCUCGGCAUCUCUCAACAGCCGAACGGGCUAGCUUUGUGCACGUCUCUCCUACAGAGUCACUUCAUUGGCGACUGGCGCAACGUCGCUGCGGUGGCAUGUUGCGAGGUCGGUGGCAUUGUUUUUGCUUCUGCAUUGUCUUUGCGGGUCAACGUCCCCUUAGUACUCAUACGCGAAGCUGGUAAGCUUCCCCCACCCACCAUUUCUGCUGUGAAAUCUCAAUCACACGUCUCGUCUUUGAUCCGCAGCGACUCGAAACAGAAGCGGAUAGAGAUUGAACGAAGUGCUGUGCCUAAGGAAGGUGGAAUCGUGGUAGUAGAUGACACGCUAGCUUCAGGCGAAACGCUUUGUGCAGUACUGCAGAUGUUAGAAGAUGCUGGUGUUGCUGCUGAGAAUGUGAGCGCAAUGGUUGUUGCCGAAUUCCCCAUUCACCGUGGGCGGGAUCUGUUGUGCAGACGUGGAUUCAGUGGAGUGAGCGUUCAAAGUCUUCUCACUUUUGGCGGUGUAUAG
Exserohilum turcica Et28A is the source of this 3471-nucleotide messenger RNA. RefSeq lists its product as uncharacterized. Bases 1 to 3471 code for a protein of 1156 amino acids. Gene Ontology annotation, molecular function: phosphomevalonate kinase activity; FAD binding. Gene Ontology annotation, biological process: cholesterol biosynthetic process. The transcript has a single exon. The record is from RefSeq and is a predicted model, not a curated record. NCBI's taxonomy places the organism in Eukaryota, Fungi, Ascomycota, Dothideomycetes, Pleosporales, Pleosporaceae. Gene Ontology annotation, cellular component: cytoplasm.